AUGUCACAAAGUCAUGCUCUCUCGGAUGAUCAGGUGGCGGGCGAGCUCCGCAAGAUGACUGCGUUCAUCCGGCAGGAAGCUCUCGAGAAAGGUCGCGAGAUUCAACUCAAGGCCGACGAGGAAUUCGCCAUUGAGAAAUCCAAGCUCGUCCGCCAGGAAACUGCCGCAAUCGACACCCAGUACGAGAAGAAGUUCAAGCAGGCCGCCAUGUCCCAACAGAUCACCCGCUCCACCCUCGCCAACCGCACUCGUCUUCGUGUCCUCUCCUCUCGCCAGGAUCUCCUGGACGAUCUAUUCCAAAAAGCCCGUGGCGAAAUUUCGAACAUCGCCUCCAAAGACGCCAAGAAGUACCAAGCUGUGUUGCAGGCCCUGAUUCUGGAAGGUCUUUAUGCUCUGAACGAGGCGAACGUGGAUGUUCGUGGGCGGAAGAAGGAUAAGGAUGCUAUUAAUAAGGCGAUCGGUGAAGCGGAGAAGGAGUUCAAGAAAACCGUUGGUAAGGAAGUUAAGGUCAACUUGAACGAGGAUGAGUCGCUGCCAGACGACAACGCUGGCGGAGUGGUCAUUGUUGGUGGCCAAGGCAAGAUCGAAAUCAACAACACUUUCGAGGAACGACUGCGGCUACUCGAAAUCGAUGCCCUCCCUGUCGUGAGGGAGACGCUUUUUGGUAAGAACGUCAACCGGCGGUUCCAUGACUAG
Aspergillus puulaauensis is the source of this 696-nucleotide messenger RNA. RefSeq names its product H(+)-transporting V1 sector ATPase subunit E (gene VMA4). NCBI's taxonomy places the organism in Eukaryota, Fungi, Ascomycota, Eurotiomycetes, Eurotiales, Aspergillaceae. Gene Ontology annotation, molecular function: proton-transporting ATPase activity, rotational mechanism. The coding region runs from base 1 to 696 and encodes 231 amino acids. The transcript is spliced from 3 exons. Gene Ontology annotation, biological process: proton transmembrane transport. The record is from RefSeq and is a predicted model, not a curated record. Gene Ontology annotation, cellular component: proton-transporting two-sector ATPase complex, catalytic domain.